UAUAAUGUUUAAUUAUUUUUGUGACAAAUUAAGUCCGUUUUAAUAUUUAUAUAUAUAUAUUUUUUAAUUAUAUAUAAACCCGAAAUAAAUGUAAUUGUUUGUAGUUCAUUAUUUGAAAAAUAUUAGGAAAGAGGUAACAUAUCAUUUUGAAAAUUGUAAGUGACAUCACGUUGACAUCUUUAAAUUUAAAAAAUCCUAAAAAUCAUACGAUAUUAGUAAUAUGAUUCAUUCUCAAGGAACAAAGAACUGAAAAUAUUAGUGUAAUAUCUACAAAAUAUAAAAUUGUACAUACAGUCAGUUCGUUUAUCUAAUGGAUAGUUAUGAGUAAAUCUCAUCGUGAAUUACAUCCUUUGCUUUGCGAUGAGUAUUCAGAUCAGGAAGUUCAUACAUCAAGUCCCAAGUAUCAUAAACGAUAUUCAACCUCCUCUGGCAGAGCUAGAGCACAAGUAAAGGGUGCUGCGGCUAUUCUUAAUCGUUGGCCAGAACAUCUUUCUACUAUAUUAAUAUACUGGUGGAUAGCGUUCGGUAUGAUCGCUGUAUUAAUUUUUGUUAUUUACAACAGUGUAGUUGCUAUUGCUUUACUACCACAAACACAUUUAAGGCCAGCGAAAUUGCAGAGUCUCGAAAACAAUAUAAUCGAUGGGUCUCCAAAUGCUUUGUUACCUAAUAUAUUUAUGCACGUUUUUGUGACUAAUAAUGAUAUUUUAAAUGUUAAAGAACAUUUAAGGUAUAUAGAACCAUUUGCAAAGAAAUAUUCAGCAUUUCAAAAGAACCUUAUUUUUGUUAUUAAUGACUCGACCGAUGAUGUUAUCAGUGUCAGUGAUGAAAUGAAGAACGAAAUAGCUUUAAAUUCUCUUUGGUCAAAACAAAACGAUGUUGUUAAAGGGAGAUUUGAAAAUAAAAUAACAUAUAAGGUCAUCUCACUUUCCAAAUAUAUGGACGACUCUCCAAUAAGAAAGGUUUGGCGACGUUUACCACAACAAUUUAUGCAGUUUCUGACAAGAUGUAUAGCAGUUUGGGAAAAAGGGGGAAUCGCAUUUAAUCCUGAAAUACUUGCCUCUCAACACUUUAGUCCAGUUUACAAACAAAAAAUUUAUACGUUUUUAAAUCAAUAUGUUAACGUUACUAAGACCACGCCGCAAUAUAAAAAGAAUGAAAAAAUUAAAAAUAAAAGAAGAUUGAACAAUAUUCGUGAUAUUAUAGAAAAUUUAGAAAAUGAAAAUAAUAGUAAUCAAAUUCAAUAUAACCUUUCAGAGGCCGAAAAUGUGAAGAUUAUAUCAACUGUUAAUUAUAGCACAAAAAGUAGGAGAGACAUCCGAUUGGAGACCUUAAAAAAGCGUAAUACGAGAAAAAGUGUAUCUCAGGAACAAAUCGAUACAAGCAAGCUAAAUAAUUAUUAUAAUAUUAAUAAUAAUAACAACUCUAACUUAACUACCUUUUCUAAAAAACAAAACAACAAGAGUAAAGGAAACGAUAUAACAAGUAAACAAAAACUGUUACCCAUUUUUCUAAACUUUUUGUCUCCAGAUCCCCCAAAAAGCUUAGAACAUAAUGAAUCAAUAAGUGAAACACAAAAGAAAAGACUCAUGAUACACGAUAAUGAUUCAUUUACAAAAUCAAAGAAAGGCAAAAAUCAUAAUCACUCUCCAAGACCCAAACAAACGAAAGAAUUAAAAUUUUCAGAUUAUGCUGUUGAUAAUACAAAAUUGUCCGUCGAUUUAAAAGGUAAUUUAGUCGCAACUAAUACAUCUUGCCACGCAUUUAUUGGUUCAGUUUUUAGUAAUGCUAUACAUCAUUCUGAAGAAGAAUCCGUUACAGAUUUUAUCAUAAAAGAAUUAUCAAUAUUUUGUAAAGGAAUUUUGUCUGCGUGUAAUGGUGUGGAUGUUAUUUUAUGAUAAGUUUUAUUUUAUAAUCAUUAGUCGUAUUACAUUUUAUUGUUAUGUUUUUAGAUUCGAAUUGAAAUAAAAGGUUAAAUUG
Molecule: messenger RNA, 1977 nt
Organism: Danaus plexippus (monarch butterfly)
Lineage: Eukaryota; Metazoa; Arthropoda; Insecta; Lepidoptera; Nymphalidae
Exons: 3
Coding region: 321-1895 (524 amino acids)
Source: RefSeq, a predicted model, not a curated record